AAUUUUAAAGUUAACUGCAUUUAUGCUUUCAGUUUUAGAUAUGCACACGCCUAUAUGUGUGUAAUUGAUUAACAUUAUUGGCAAUAUGAGUAGUUUCUUUCAACACCAUCUUAUUAGCUGUUGAAGUUGUUUAGCAGUGAUUCCCCAUGUUAGCUUUCGCUAACUAACGUUUAGUAGCUAGCUUGUUAGCAUCCACCGCUUUAGUCAGCCGAUUUAGCAAGAAGUCGCUUUUCGACUGUUGCUCUAUGUAUAUAUAAACUUAAUAUUGGGUAUUUUAUUUUUGGUGGCGACCUGUACGUGUCUAACUACACUUGGUUGGCGUCUCUGAUAUAUGAAAGUGGUAAAAAUGACUGACGGCUGAGCAACACUUGAACUCUCCGACACACUGCACCAGGGCAUUAAACAGCGUGUACACGGUGUAUGUUAUGUCCACCGGCUAAAAUUGGAAAUCCGCAAGUCUUUCAUUGUCUUCCGUUACUUUAUUUAAUUAUUUCAAAAGCCGUAAUCAGUUUUUUAUUAGUAGUUGUCCAAAGCAAAGACGGGGGUGGGAUUCUGAAGCGUUGAUCCUAAUUCAGUUGAAUGGUAAAUUAAAUCAGUAAUUAACAAAUGGCGGUGGAGAGCAGACGCCGAUGGGGGACGAAAAAGACACCUGGAAAGUUAAAACUCUUGAUGAAAUCUUACUAGAGAAGAAACGCAGAAAAGAAUUACAAGAGAAAACUGAUCCGAAACGCCAGAAAAAUUUCUCAAAGGGCCUUGCUUCACAGGCGGAUGAUCGGGAAGCCAAACGAGACACUCCGGAGGAAGGAGAACUUCGGGAUCAAAGAAUGGAAAUAACAAUUCGUAACUCGCCAUAUGCACGUCAAGACUCAAUGGAGGACAGAGGGGAAGAAGACGAAUCACUAGCAAUUAAGCCUCCACAGCAAAUAGCAAGAAAGGACAAAUCUCACCACAGAAAAGAGGAGAAGCGAAAAGAUAAAAGACGUCAUCGCAGUCACUCAGCUGAAGGAGCAGGAAAACAUGCACGACUCAAAGAUAAAGAAAAAGAGCGCGAAAGCGAUCGCAGGAAACGUCACUGGGAAGAGGACAAAGCCCGGCGAGACUGGGAAAGGCAGAAAAGAAGGGAACAGGCCAGAGCUCAUUCACGUAGAGAGAGACCUCCAGUGGACUCUGCUGGGUUUUUUUUGGAUCACAGGGACCGACUGGAGCAGCUCGAGCGCCAGCGGGAGCGUGACCGAAAGCUCUGGGAACAGCAGAAAGAGCAACGAGAGCUAAAAGACCGGGAGAGGAGGGCUGAAGAGCGACGCAAAGAAAGAGGGACUCGACGAGAAGUGCCAUCUCGGAUGCUACCUGAGGAAUAUGAUGACAAGCCAAAACAAAGUCACCGCAGCCGUAGUCCAGUACGUGUUCCCAGAGAAAGGUCUGAUCACAGUGAAACACGGAAAAGCGGAUCAUCAAAAGAAGAGAAGCCUGAGAGCAAGGAUCUGCUUGCUGAUCUGCAGGAUAUCAGUGAUAAUGAAAGGAAGACUAGCACUGCAGAAUCCUCCCUGGCAUCAGCGUCUGUUUCUGAGGAAGAGGAAGAUGAGGAGGAAGAUGAAGAAGAGUCCAGCAGCCAGAGUGAGGGUGAAGAAGAAGAAGAGGAGGAAUCUGCUUCAGGCUCAGGGCGGUCUGAGCAGAGUGCAGAAGACGUGAGUGAGGACGAGCAGUCUGGGGAAGAUUUUGAACAGGAGAGGGAAAAUGGAAAUCACAUACCUGCAGUACCAGAGUCCCGUUUUGACCAUGACUCAGAAGAGAGUGGUGAGGACAUGGAGGAGGAGGAGGAGGAGGAAGAUGAGGAGGAAGAAGAAGCAGGAGAGGGGGAACCCACCCCUCACUCUCAAACUCAUUCCCGUUCAGCCACUCCAGAAGGGAACUACAUCCCAGAGUCUCCCCCAGUCUCACCUGUGGAGCUGAAGAAGGAGCUGCCCAAAUAUCUGCCGGCUUUUCAGGGUUGCCGCAGUGUUGAGGAAUUUCAGUGUUUGAAUCGCAUAGAGGAGGGAACCUACGGCGUGGUGUACAGAGCCAAGGACAAAAAGACCGAUGAGAUUGUUGCGCUGAAAAGGCUGAAGAUGGAGAAGGAGAAGGAGGGCUUUCCCAUCACAUCUUUAAGAGAAAUCAAUACAAUUCUCAAAGCUCAACAUCCAAACAUUGUCACAGUAAGGGAAAUAGUUGUUGGAAGCAAUAUGGACAAGAUCUACAUUGUGAUGAACUAUGUAGAACAUGAUCUGAAGAGUCUGAUGGAAACAAUGAAGCAGCCCUUCCUGCCAGGAGAAGUAAAGACUCUGAUGAUUCAGUUGCUCCGAGGAGUCCGACACCUCCACGAUAAUUGGAUUCUUCACCGUGAUCUGAAGACGUCCAAUUUGCUGCUGAGCCACAAGGGUAUUCUCAAGAUUGGUGACUUUGGUUUGGCCCGGGAGUACGGUUCCCCCCUGAAGCCUUACACCCCGGUGGUGGUUACCCUGUGGUACAGAUCGCCUGAGCUGCUGCUUGGAGCCAAGGAAUACUCCACAGCUGUGGACAUGUGGUCAGUGGGCUGCAUAUUUGGCGAGCUUCUCACCCAGAAGCCUCUCUUCCCUGGAAAAUCUGAAAUUGACCAAAUUAACAAGAUUUUCAAGGAUCUAGGGUCGCCCAGCGAGAAGAUCUGGCCCGGCUACAGCGAGCUGCCCGCUGUGAAGAAGAUGACUUUCACAGAAUACCCCUACAACAACCUGCGAAAGCGCUUUGGAGCACUGCUGUCAGACCAAGGCUUUGACCUCAUGAACAAGUUCCUCACCUACUGCCCCAGUAAGAGGAUUUCAUCAGAUGAGGCUCUCAAACAUGAGUACUUCAGGGAGUCUCCUCUCCCCAUUGACUCCUCGAUGUUCCCCACCUGGCCGGCUAAGAGCGAGCAGCAGAGGGUGAAGCGAGGCACCAGUCCUCGUCCACCCGAGGGAGGCCUGGGCUACAGUCACCUGGGCGAUGAUGACCUGAGAGAUACUGGCUUCCACCUGACAACCAGCUAUCAGGGGGCAUCUGCAGUCGGUCCAGGAUUCAGCCUCAAGUUCUGAGCCUCAAGCUUCAGGACGCCCAGCUGGAAAACAGGAAAAGAUCCAGCAAAGACUCAUGGGACUUCUUGUUUUGUUUUGUUUUUUGUUUGGAACCGGAUCGUAUCACUGGUUUACAGCUUUAGAGCAGAUCAGUAUCUGAUCAUUUACAACUGUUACCACAUAGUCAAGACUGUCUCACAGCAAGACUGAUGGCUCAAACCUGUUGAAUUUCCACUCUUCCUGUUUGGGUUUUUUUUUUUUUAAAUAUUAAGCCAUUUAACUAACUGAAAUGUGACCUUUGUAGCUCUUAAAGAGGAGAAACAACCAUAAAUCUAUUCGAAAGUGUUUCUCUCAUGUUUGACUUUUAUUUUCCCUUUUAUAUUUCAUGAGAGAGGACCAGGUUUUAUAAAUGGUUGGUAUUUCCUGGCUGCCUGAGCUACUGUAUAAUGAUGCAGCAUUUGCUGUGUGUUCCAUCCAGCAUAAUGUUAAAAUUUAAAUGGGAAUGUCAGCUCUCCUGAUGACAGGGAACUGAUGUUUUUGCUACAAAUAAAGUUUGAAACUUUG
Messenger RNA from Maylandia zebra (zebra mbuna), 3626 nucleotides. RefSeq names its product cyclin dependent kinase 11B (gene cdk11b). Gene Ontology annotation, molecular function: ATP binding; protein serine/threonine kinase activity. Gene Ontology annotation, biological process: regulation of mitotic cell cycle; protein phosphorylation. The record is from RefSeq and is a predicted model, not a curated record. Gene Ontology annotation, cellular component: nucleus. NCBI's taxonomy places the organism in Eukaryota, Metazoa, Chordata, Actinopteri, Cichliformes, Cichlidae.